AUGUCGAGCGCUCCCACCUCAUCAAUACAACCACAGAUAGUACCUGCUGGCCAAACAGAUAAGGGGUCAAUACCAAUUUCCGAUAAUCUGUUCCACGCACCCCAAAAUGAGGUCCCCAAUCAAUGGCGACAACCACAACAACCACAACAGCCCCAGCGUCUUCCGCCGAACCAAGCAUCCAACGAGCACAAUGAAGGACGGUUUGAAGUCCCUCCUGCAGAAGCGUCAACCCUGCGGCCCGACUCUGCCGGUCAAAAUCUGAAUUCCGCGCCGCAAAGGCCAAGAGGCCCUUCGAAAGCGGAUUUUCAAGACGAACCUUCCAUCGCACCGAGCGACGAUGACACGGCUGCACAACCCAAGCCUUACUCCAACAACGCCAAAGGAUCCGGCCUCUCCGGCUCCCCCCGGUUCCUGUCGAACCCGAGUUCAUUCUCUGAGCGGCCCAAAUUCGAAAAGGCGCUCGCUCGCGUCAUCAGCUUGCUCCCCGGCGAGAUGGAAGGCAGGGACUUACUGCGGCCUGUGGAAGGCACGGGCAAGGAGAAACUCCGCGAGAUGGGCCUCCGCGUGCGGGAGUACAAGAAGUUCUUCGAAGCGUGGGAGAACCUCCACCUCACGUUCGACGAGGAGGGCGGCAGUUACGUGCGCGACGACGUGAUACAGUACCUGAGGCAUCACCAGCAUCAACCCGUGGACGACGAAUUCGGCGAGACAUCCCUCGCGCAGACGAUCCACUCGUACGAAGCAUACCGCUACUUCCUGGUCAAGUUCGGUCAGCUGCUCUUCCCUUGGACGGCCCCAUAUUUCCCGGACCACAUGACCCUGCACUCGCACUUUAAAAAGGGCGGCCGCGGCAUCGUGCUCACCGCCGGCGACGACCAAGCGCCCUUUUUGUUGACCAUCAUCCCCACGUUCCGCAAUCUCGGCUGCGACCUGCCCAUCGAGAUCAUGUACCUGGGCGACUCGGACCUGUCCGAGGACUACCGCUCCGACCUGGAGAGCCUGGACGGCGUCAUCACGCGCGACAUCGCGCAGAUGGUCAACGACGAAGGCUGGAAACUCGCGGGCUGGGCGGCCAAGCCGUUCGCGAUCCUGUACUCGAGCUUCCGCGAGGUCAUCUUCAUCGACGCGGACAGCCUGUUCUUCGUCAACCCGGCGACGCUGUUCGAGGACCCUGCCUACCAGAAGAGUGGGGCCCUGUUCUUCCGUGACCGCCUGAUCAUGCCGGAGAACAAGAAGCGCUGGCUGCAGCAGAUCCUCCCCAAGCCCAUCUCGCGCCAAGUCAAGCAGAGCCGCAUGUGGACAGGCGAUAGCGGGCACAUGCAGGAAUCCGGCGUCAUCGUCGUGGACAAGUGGCGCCACUUCAUCGCCCUCUUGUUCGUCACGCGCAUGAACGGGCCCGACCGGGACGGCAACAAGGAUGAGGGGAGGGUCGGUGUCUACGACAUGGUGUAUGGCGACAAAGAAACCUUCUGGCUCGGCUGGGAACUGGUCGGCGACCAAGACUACACCUUCCACCAAGGCGACGCCGGCACCAUGGGCACGGUGCAAGACCCCGAGCCCGACACGUUCAAACCGAAACUCGUCAAGAAGAAACGCCCCGUGCUUGACGAGGACGGCCAGCCCAGACUGGACGACGCGGGCCAGGAAAUCCUCGAGGACUACGAAGUCGUCGUCGACGAGGACCCGGAGGCUACUUCUUCGCCCGAGCAGUACGCCAACCGGCCCGAGCCGUCCAACUACACGAUCUGCGCGCCCCAAUUACUACAUCUCGACUUGGACGGCAAACCGCUGUGGUUCAACGGGUGGCUGCUUGACAACAAGUUCGCGGACAAGAAGCAGAAGCGGUUCGGCAAGUUCGAGCACUAUCUCAUCGAGCCGCGGGACGUGCGCGAGCCGGGGGCCUGGCAGCUGGAGGAGAGCAACAUGUGCUGCUUGACCACGGAUGCGGAGCUCAAGCGCGAUUUCACGGCCCAGGAGAAGGACGUCUUGAACAUGAUGAUCGGUCAGGCCAAGGAGGUGGGGGUUGCCUCGUGA
Molecule: messenger RNA, 2034 nt
Organism: Cladophialophora yegresii CBS 114405
Lineage: Eukaryota; Fungi; Ascomycota; Eurotiomycetes; Chaetothyriales; Herpotrichiellaceae
Exons: 2
Coding region: 1-2034 (677 amino acids)
Biological process (GO): protein O-linked glycosylation
Cellular component (GO): Golgi apparatus
Molecular function (GO): alpha-1,3-mannosyltransferase activity
Source: RefSeq, a predicted model, not a curated record